AUGCUAUCUGAUGAGCAAGCAACAGCAAAAACAGGUUAUGUAAUAGAAAAUGAUAAAACCCCAGUGAUUUUAGACAGUAUGUUUAAAAUAAAUAUUCUUGAAUUAGAGCCCGAGGAGCUAGAAAAAUUCAAAGGACAUCACUGA
Molecule: messenger RNA, 144 nt
Organism: Entrophospora sp. SA101
Lineage: Eukaryota; Fungi; Glomeromycota; Glomeromycetes; Entrophosporales; Entrophosporaceae
Source: the annotation of a GenBank genome assembly